GCAGGUGGUUACUGUGAGUUCGGGCCAGAACAGCCGGGUGGUUGGGAGCUAUUUAGUUCCCGUUGCAUGAAAUUAUUACCUUAAAACUAAAAAAAAAUAAAAUAUUGAGUGACCUUUAUGAUUUUAUUAAAUAUGUAAAGUUAUUCUGAUCCUGAAUUACUGGUAAAAAUAUAUUUACCAAGAAGUGGAAAUCUGUGAAGAUUACAAUGCAAAACGAAGCUUGUCAAUGGCAUUUCGUUUUAAAUCUAUUUCUGCAAAAAAAUCUCCAAACAAUUUUAAUGGGAUUGCACCCAGCGAUGGGUAGUCCACUCGCAUCAUUUUAGAACUGGAAGCAAAAUGCGCCUUUGCUUCAAGAAGGUUUUUCUGACAAUAUCUGGGGCCACCGUCAGUUUCCUCCUGCUGGCGUUGGUGGAUUACCAGAGGCGAGAAGGCAGCGGCGGGGUCAAGGUGAAAGCUAGCCGGCUCUCGGCCGCUCCGAGCGGCCAGGGCGUGGGAGGGGACUCGCCGCCUGCGGCGGUCAAGCCCGGGCUGACGGCUCGAGGUACCAACCUCUCGGAGCGAGUACCUUGGCAGUGGAAGGUGGAACUGAAGGAUAUUUUCAUCGCCAUCAAGACCACCCACAAAUUCCACAAAUCCAGACUGGAACUGCUUCUGCAGACUUGGAUCUCAAGAGCUUGGAAGCAGACGUACAUCUUCACUGAUGAUGAUGAUGAGGAGCUGAAGAUCAGGACAGGCCACCGGGUCAUCAAUACCAACUGCUCGUCCGCCCACAGCCACCAAGCCUUGUCAUGCAAGAUGGCGGCGGAGUUCGACGUGUUCGUGGCGUCGCGCCUGAAGUGGUUCUGCCACGUCGAUGAUGACAACUACGUCAAUGUGCGCGCUCUGCUCCAGCUCCUGUCCAGCUUCCCCCCAACACAGGAUGUCUACGUGGGAAAACCUAGUCUGGACCGUCCAAUCGAGGCAUCCGUGAAACUGGCCAACAACAAAACGAAAUCGGUGUUCUUUUGGUUUGCCACGGGAGGUGCUGGGUUGUGUAUCAGCCGCAGCUUGGCACUGAAGAUGAAGCCUUGGGCCAGCAAUGGGCAUUUUAUGAACACGGCAGAGAGAAUCAGUCUCCCUGAUGACUGCACCAUCGGUUACAUCAUUGAGGCUGUCCUGGGUGUGAAGCUGAUCCGAAGCCCACUGUUCCACUCUCACCUGGAGAACUUGCAGCUGGUUUCAGAAGCCCAGGUUCAAAACCAGGUAACUUUAAGUUAUGGAACCUUUGAGAACAAGAGAAAUAUCAUUGAGAUGAAGGGAGCGUUUUCUGUUGAUGAAGACCCUUCAAGGUUCAAGUCCAUUCACUGUCUGCUGUACCCAGAAACACCAUGGUGUCCCUAGACCUCCGACAUGUCUCAGGGUCAAAGGUUACUGGAGGCUAGAGUCACCGCUGCCAACUCUGCACUUUCUGAAAGCACUUUGGGCCACUGACCUUUGCAACCAAUGGUGUGAAACAAAAGAAAGAGGGAAGGAGGAAAAAUAAAGUAUUGACUAUAACUGAGCUGGAAUUAACUCUCGAGCAAUGGUCACACAAUGCCUUCCCCACCUUGGCAUCCAAGUGAGUUGACCUCAACUGUGAACAAAGUCAAUAACAAGCACAAGAUGCCAAUGAGAUCCUUGAUUGGGAAAUAUUUUGAAGGAAGAUUUAUUUUUAAAAUAUUAUAGCUUUUCUUAUAUUUUUGCAUGACUGGAAAAAGAGCCCUGGCCUGUUUCUCUGCACACACAAUGGGCGUUUCGUGAACAGUGGUAACGAUGUGCUUUGCUGGGGAGAGCCCCGUGUGCUUGGCUCACCGACAGAUGUGCACUGCACAGUAAAAAGCUUGCUGGUUGGAAUUUUCUCCCAAGUGUGGCUUUCUGAAAAGAAUAUUUUUAAUUUUUGAAAAAAAAGCUAACACUUUCACGAUGUUGGACUUGUUCUCUUUGGCUGCGGUGUGAGUGUUUGUGUAGAUGUCACGCAUUUAUUGCCUACCUAAGCUGCUCUAAGUGACUUGCAGGGCUCUAAAGAGCAGUUAAGAGUGAGCUGUUGUCUGGAGUCACAUCUAGACCUGACUGGGUACAUUCCCUGUACCCUUGCAACUUAUUCUCUCUCACAAGGCCAUCAACUCCCCUUUGAUUCUUUUGCCACUUAGGUACAUUAGGGAUUAUUUAUAGGAGCCAACUUACCUGCCAACCUGCAGGUCUUCGGGAUGUGGGAGGAAACUGGAGCACCUGGUGUGUACGAGAGUGUGUGUGAGUUUCUCUGGGUGCUUGUGAAUGAGUGUACAAACUCCCAACAGACAGCAUCAGGGGUCGGAAUUGAACCUGGCUCACCGGAGCAGUGAGGCAGCAGCUCUACCAGCUGUGCUACCUUGAAUUUAAAUUCAAGUUCAAGUGCAAAUUUAUUGUUGUCAUGGGCAUAAAAACACAGGGUAUAAAUGCCAUGAGAAUUAGCUUUGUGCAGCAGCAGCACAGUAUAUGUUAGAAGACGGGAGAAACAUAAGUUAACGUAAAUGUUGACAUGAAUUAUAUCCGUAAAUGUUCGCAAAAAAAACCAAACAACAUUAGUGCACAAUAAAGAGAAAGAAAAAAUAUAGUCCGUGGUAGUGUUACGGUUUUUCAGGUCAAUUCAAGAACCUGACGGCAGUGGGGAUCCUUGAGGACCUUAAUCAAAAAAAUAAUUAAUUAAAUUUGCAUUGAAAGUUUAA
This is a messenger RNA of Pristis pectinata (smalltooth sawfish), 2723 nucleotides long. RefSeq names its product beta-1,3-N-acetylglucosaminyltransferase lunatic fringe-like. The record is from RefSeq and is a predicted model, not a curated record. The transcript is spliced from 8 exons. Gene Ontology annotation, cellular component: membrane. Gene Ontology annotation, biological process: regulation of Notch signaling pathway. Lineage: Eukaryota; Metazoa; Chordata; Chondrichthyes; Rhinopristiformes; Pristidae. Bases 337 to 1380 code for a protein of 347 amino acids. Gene Ontology annotation, molecular function: O-fucosylpeptide 3-beta-N-acetylglucosaminyltransferase activity.